Messenger RNA from Phacochoerus africanus (Common warthog), 1166 nucleotides. RefSeq names its product cyclin dependent kinase 5 (gene CDK5). Gene Ontology annotation, cellular component: cytoplasm; nucleus. Lineage: Eukaryota; Metazoa; Chordata; Mammalia; Artiodactyla; Suidae. Bases 109 to 987 code for a protein of 292 amino acids. The transcript has 12 exons. Gene Ontology annotation, molecular function: cyclin-dependent protein serine/threonine kinase activity; ATP binding. Gene Ontology annotation, biological process: neuron apoptotic process; protein phosphorylation; axonogenesis. The record is from RefSeq and is a predicted model, not a curated record.
GGCAGGAGGGCGGGGCAGGGCCGGAGGCUGGGGUGCCGCCUCCUCUGCAACGCCGGGCCCGGAGUCUUAGAACCCAGGGCCCGCAAGGGUCCCCGCGCGGCUGCCGCGAUGCAGAAAUACGAGAAACUGGAGAAGAUUGGGGAAGGCACCUACGGAACAGUGUUCAAGGCCAAAAACCGGGAGACUCAUGAGAUCGUGGCUCUGAAACGGGUGAGGCUGGAUGACGAUGAUGAGGGAGUGCCAAGUUCUGCCCUUCGGGAAAUCUGCCUCCUCAAAGAGCUGAAGCACAAGAACAUUGUCAGGCUCCAUGAUGUCCUGCAUAGCGACAAGAAGCUGACGUUGGUUUUCGAGUUCUGUGACCAGGAUCUUAAGAAGUAUUUCGACAGCUGCAAUGGUGACCUAGAUCCUGAAAUUGUGAAGUCAUUCCUUUUCCAGCUGCUAAAAGGCCUGGGAUUCUGUCACAGCCGAAACGUGCUACACAGGGACCUGAAGCCUCAGAAUCUGCUCAUAAACAGGAACGGGGAGCUGAAGUUGGCAGAUUUUGGUUUGGCUCGGGCCUUUGGCAUCCCUGUUCGCUGUUACUCGGCUGAGGUGGUCACGCUGUGGUACCGCCCGCCGGAUGUCCUCUUUGGGGCCAAGCUCUACUCCACAUCCAUCGACAUGUGGUCGGCCGGCUGCAUCUUCGCAGAGCUGGCCAAUGCCGGCCGGCCUCUCUUUCCUGGCAACGACGUUGACGACCAGCUCAAGAGGAUCUUCCGACUGCUGGGGACACCGACCGAGGAGCAGUGGCCCGCCAUGACCAAGCUGCCAGACUAUAAGCCCUACCCGAUGUACCCGGCCACAACGUCCCUGGUGAACGUCGUGCCCAAGCUCAAUGCCACAGGGAGGGACCUGCUGCAGAACCUCCUGAAGUGUAACCCGGUGCAGCGCAUCUCGGCAGAAGAGGCCUUGCAGCACCCCUACUUCUCUGACUUCUGCCCCCCCUAGGCUGCCAGGCUGGGGCCUGGCCUAUUUAAGCCCCUCCAGGGAGGGGAGGAUGGGUAGGGACUCACGGUGAGCCAAGCUCCAGCUGUGCUGGGCCUGGCCAGGGUGGAGGUGCCCUCACCUGUGUUCUUCAUGCCCCCUGCGGACUUUAUUUAAUUUCAUAAAUUGGCUCCUUUCCCACA